GGUCCCACACUAACAAGUCAAUCGCAUCGGUGUGGCAACACCCAAAAAAUGAUUGGUUGAGAAAGCAGCAAGGAGACCGACCAAGGCCUAGAAAAAAACUCGUAAAAUACUACGAAAACUUACAACUGCAGGGCGAAAAGAGGCGGAAAGCUGUUGCACACGUUUAACAACAAUAAAAAAUCACCUUUGCCUUACUCCCACAAACAAAACACACUAAUCAGGCACGCGAGAGGAAUUUCUAGCAAGCAGCAGCAGAAAACGGGGGAAGAAAAAAAAAACACUGACGCUGAGCCGAUCGAACAUCUACGACCGUCGCUGCCGCCGCCAAAGGAAGCACUGCCCGCCCACGCCAAUAGAAGUAGAAAUAACAACAACAACAACAACGGCUUUGUAGUAACCUUCAAACCUCAGUGCAGUGUGUAGUAAACAAAAAGCAUAGAGAAUCCUAACAAAACAAAACUUUGCAAAUAUGGAUGUGUUCCUAAUGAUCCGAAGGCAAAAGACAACCAUCUUCACAGAUGCGAAGGAAAACACAACAGUUGCCGAACUGAAACGUAUGAUUGAAGGUAUACUAAAAGUACAGCCCAUCGAUCAGCGGUUAUACAAUCAGGACAAUGACAUCAUGGAGGAUGAGAGCACGCUGCAGGAUUAUGGCGUUACAGUGUCAACGGCAAAAGCUCAGGCUCCAGCGCAACUGGGCUUGACCUUCAGAAACGACAUGGGUGACUUUGAGACACUGGAUAUGUCACCGUACUCAGCACCACCAGAUUUACCUGAAGUUAUGAAAAACCAAGAGGCCUCCAAUGGACAGGAACAAGUUGCAUAGAGAACAAUAUAAAAUAAUAAUGAUAAACAAAUGCGGCAACAGAGAGAGAGAGAGAGAUGUUCGUCAUCAGUUUAGUCACUCAGAGUCAGUCGUCAGUUAGUCAGUCAGUCAGUAAAACAAACUUUUUAAAAAAUUAAAACUUAAAGGAUAAACAAUAUUGAGCAA
Molecule: messenger RNA, 991 nt
Organism: Drosophila willistoni
Lineage: Eukaryota; Metazoa; Arthropoda; Insecta; Diptera; Drosophilidae
Gene: EloB
Product: elongin-B
Exons: 4
Coding region: 470-826 (118 amino acids)
Biological process (GO): transcription elongation by RNA polymerase II
Cellular component (GO): VCB complex; elongin complex
Molecular function (GO): protein binding
Source: RefSeq, a predicted model, not a curated record